AACCCUCGCCGCCGUAGCCAUGUCGGGCGCGGUGGCGACGACCCAGGCGGUGGAGCCCCGCCCACCCGCACCCGCAGCAGCGGCGAGGGGUGGGGGAGGGGGUGGGUGCGGGGCGGCGCGGAAGCCGGCGCGGGCGGCGACGAUGGAGCACGUGCUGCUGGCGCUGCACGAGACGGAGGCGGAGAGGGAGGCGCGGAUCCGCGCCAUGUUCGGCUUCUUCGACGCCUCCGGCCGGGGCCACCUCGACCACGCGCAGAUCGAGGCCGGCCUCGCCGCGCUCCGCCUGCCCUCGGCGGCGCCCGAGGGCAAGGGCGGCUACGCGCGGGAGCUGCUCCGCGCCUGCGACCGCGACCGCGACGGCCGCGUCGGCUACGACGACUUCCGCAGGUACAUGGACGACAAGGAGCUGGAGCUCUACCGCAUCUUCCAGGCCAUCGACGUCGAGCACAACGGCUGCAUCCUCCCCGAGGAGCUCUGGCACGCCCUCCUCAAGGCUGGCAUAGAAAUUGAUGACGAGGAGCUUGCAAGAUUUGUUGAGCAUGUGGAUAAGGAUAAUGAUGGAAUUAUUACUUUUGAAGAAUGGAGGGACUUUCUUUUGCUUUACCCUCAUGAGGCAACCAUUGAGAACAUCUAUCAACACUGGGAAAGAGUUUGCCUUGUAGAUAUAGGCGAGCAGGCUGCUAUACCAGAACGAAUAAGUAAACAUGCAAGCGCAAGCAAAUAUCUAAUUGCAGGGGGUGUUUCUGGUGCAGCAUCCCGUACCGUUACUGCACCUCUUGACCGUCUCAAAGUCGUCAUGCAAGUACAAACAAACCGUACUACAGUCUUACAAGCAGUGAAGGAUAUAUGGAGAGAAGGCAGUCUGCGUGGAUUCUUUAGAGGAAAUGGAUUGAAUGUGGUAAAGGUUGCUCCAGAAAGUGCAAUAAGAUUUUAUGCCUAUGAAACAUUAAAAGAAUACAUAAUGAAAAGUAAAGGAGAAAAUAAGAGCGACAUUGGUACUUCUGGACGUCUGAUGGCUGGCGGUUUGGCUGGAGCGGUGGCACAGACAGCAAUUUAUCCCAUAGAUUUAGUAAAGACUCGACUGCAGACUUUUGCAUGUGGGAGUGGUAAAAUCCCUAGCCUUGGUGCACUAUCUAGGGACAUUUGGAUGCAGGAAGGUCCUCGAGCAUUUUACAGAGGCCUUGUUCCAUCAUUGCUUGGUAUGGUUCCGUAUGCUGGAAUUGAUCUUACCGUUUAUGAAACUCUGAAAGAAAUGUCCAAGACAUAUGUCCUCAAAGAUAGCGAUCCUGGUCCUUUAGUACAACUAGGUUGCGGCACAGUCUCAGGAGCUCUAGGAGCGACAUGUGUUUACCCUUUGCAAGUUAUCAGAACAAGACUGCAAGCUCAACGAGCCAAUUCAGAGGCUCCAUAUAGAGGAAUGUCUGAUGUUUUCUGGAAAACAUUGCAGCAUGAGGGAAUAUCUGGAUUCUACAAAGGGAUUGUACCGAAUCUUCUCAAAGUGGUGCCAGCUGCAAGUAUAACAUAUCUUGUUUAUGAGACAAUGAAGAAAAGUCUGUCUCUCGAUUAAUUUUUUCUGUUGUUUUUUGCAUAUCAGCCAUAAUUAUUGACAUGGCUGACUGUAGAGAUACUGUUGAGGCAUGGGGCACUAUUGGUUGGGUAGGUACUAACUUUUCCCCCGAAGUGAAAAAUUGUAUUUUGCCUUCAGGAAAGAGUUAAAAAGUCUUGAUAGCAAUGUUUCUCCUAAGUCUCAUUGGAAGAAAUAAGAAAAGAGUAAACUCAUCAGAUCAUCAAGAGCCCAUGAUGAGACACAGUGUGCAUUCCCGGCAUCUAGUUAGUUGUUGAGUCACGAUCUGCUGAAGGCUCCUUUUGCUCCUGAAUAAGGGGGGUAUUUUUGUUCAUAUACGAUUUGAAACCAUCACACCUGGAAGGAACUAUUUCUGCUCCUGAGCAUUGGUAGGAGCAUGAGGUGUGAUCUUCCCCUUCCUCGCAGGUGCCCAGCAGGGCACUGGUUACAUGUAUUUUGUACCUUACAUACCUACCUAGUACAUAUGUAACUGCAUGAUCAACCUGGGUAUCGUCUUGUGGUGACCCACCGCAUCAUGCAACAUAACCUAACUAACCAGAUAAAUGUAAGAAAGCGGUAUAUUGCUCACUCUUUUAUAUGCCUGGCUACCUUUCUCAUGGAUCACUGUGCUUGUAUAGCUUCAUAAGUGAAUUUUAUUUCAUGUGUUCUGUUCCGUGAUUGUAGCUGUAUUC
Oryza brachyantha (malo sina) is the source of this 2256-nucleotide messenger RNA. RefSeq names its product calcium-dependent mitochondrial ATP-magnesium/phosphate carrier protein 2-like. Lineage: Eukaryota; Viridiplantae; Streptophyta; Magnoliopsida; Poales; Poaceae. Gene Ontology annotation, biological process: transmembrane transport. The record is from RefSeq and is a predicted model, not a curated record. Bases 20 to 1567 code for a protein of 515 amino acids. Gene Ontology annotation, molecular function: ATP transmembrane transporter activity; calcium ion binding. The transcript is spliced from 5 exons.